UGGUCGAACUCCACAGCCAUAUUAUGGAGAGGAUAGCCUGACCAAUUAACAUACCUCGGUGCGAUGCAUGCCACUACAAUAUAUAUAUGCUUCUAUCUGUCUGUGUCCUGUCCUGCGUGCCACUGACCCAGUCCUAUCAGCUACACCAUCUUAUUCGCUAUACCGAUCCCACGUAUGGAUGCUGUUCCUUGUUCUAUCGAUUGCGUUUUGCCCUAUACUGUAUAAUAUGGAAGGCUCUCAACCCCAUUCCGAUUCCCUUUUCAACUCUAUAUUUAACUGCUCCCUCAGUGCGCAAGCAAGAGAGUAGAAAGCUCAUAAUUGUGGUGGCUGUCGGUCGAUGUGGCGUUGCAUUGACACGACCGAUAGCAGCGCCUGCCGCUGACGCUGCGAAUGGUAGAGGAUGGGAGGUAAUUCGGGGCGGCGCGAGAUGUCGUCGACGCCGGAGAACGUGGUGGUGGUGGCGGUGCGGGCGGAGAGGGAGAUCUCGAAGACGGCCCUCGCCUGGGCCCUCACACAUGUGGUGCGCCCCGGCGACGUCGUGACGCUGCUCGCAGUCCUCGCAGACCGCGAGGCCACCGGCUGGCGCCGGUGGCUGCUCUGGGGCUUCCCCGGGUUCGGCGGGGAUCGCCGCAGCCGAGAAAGGUGUCCGAUUUCGGCCUCCUGCUCCCAGAUGGCGCUUCAAAUCGAUGGCCGCAGCGAGAUAAAUGUGAGGAUUAAGGUGGUGGGAUCGGAUCCAAAUGCCUCAGGUUCUUCGUCUUCGUCUUCCGGCGACCGCGGCGGUGGCGUGGUGGCUGCGGAGUCAAAGAGAGUUGGUGCCAACUGGGUCGUACUCGACAAACAGCUGAAACAAGAGGAGAAGCAUUGCAUGGAGGAGCUGCAGUGCAACAUAGUGGUGAUAAAAGGGUCCUGCGCAAAAGUGCUCCGACUCAACCUGGGCGGCAUCCACAACAAGCCGCUCCCUCCCUUCUCCUUGUCUUCUUCUUCUUCUUCGCAUUCUCCCAUCUGUAGUGAGAAGUAUCUGGACAAGAACUCUCGGCUGGCGAAGACCGCAAGCAGCCCUGUGGAGGAUGCAAAGAAGGCUUCACCGCGUCCGGAGACCAAAACGGUGGCAUUGAGCUCCAAUGCCGCACCGACUGCUUCGUUCUUUGUCCGUGAGCGCAACCCUCUCUUUGAGAAGCUCCACACCGGGAAUCUGACUCCUAUUGAGGACGUGGGAUCCGACGGUGAGGGCACAGCGGACUCGGAAGACAAUGGGGGAGGAAGCACUGGUUCCACUCCUCUGGGGUUGAAGCUUCACUACGAUGCAUUGCUUUCUUUGUCAGCUCGCGGAGGGUACCCGGGCUUCCACCUAGCGUCAGGGCCCGUGGCCGGACAACUCCGUCGAGCGGUCUACUGGAUCCCUCAAAACUACACACCAGAGAAAGCUCAGAUGAACAAUGCCACCAAAGCGACCCAGAAGAGCCCGCAAACGGAGAAGCACUUGAGCGGUGACCACCGUCUGAGAAGCCCCGGGGCAGAUCAGGAAUGCACCACUCCCUACAGCUCCGACGUGAGGGAGGCGGUCUCCUUGUUCGGGAGCUCCCCGUCGGUGCCCCCUCCUCUGUGCUCCCUGUGCCGACACAAGGCCCCGGUCUUCGGGAAGCCGCCAAGGCGGUUCACGUACCGUCAACUGGAGGUGGCCACCGACGGGUUCGCCGACGCGACCUUCGUGGCGGAAGGCGGCGGGGGACGCGUCCACAGAGGGGUCCUGGAGGACGGGCGGGUCGUGGCGGUGAAGCGGCUCAAGGCAACUAGCUGCGGCAAGGCGGCGGCGGCGGCGGAGGAGGAGGAAGAGGAGUUCUGCGAGGAGGUGGAGGUGUUGAGCCGGGCGCAGCACAGGAACGUGGUGAUGCUGGUGGGCUUCUGCGUGGAAGGGGCGACGAAGGUGCUGGUCUAUGAAUACAUCUGCAAUGGCUCCCUCGAUCUCCAUCUGUAUGGGCAAGCACAGCCUCCAUUGGAUUGGAUCGCAAGGAUGAAGACGGCGGUGGGCGUGGCGAGAGGGUUGAGAUACCUGCAUGAGGAUUGCCGGGUGGGGUUCGUGGUCCACAAGGACAUGCGCCCCAACAACGUUCUUCUCACCCACGACUUCGAGCCCCUGCUGGGGGACUUCAGGCUCACAAGAUGGCAAACAGAGACAUCUCGGUCCGUGGACACCAACGUCCCCGAAGCCUUCGGGUAUCUGGCGCCGGAAUACAUCGAGCACGGGAUCGUGACGGACAAAUCGGAUGUGUAUGCCUUCGGGGUGGUGCUGCUGGAGCUCAUCACCGGCAGAAGAGCACUGGAUACCAACCUGCCCAAGGGUCAUCAGUUCCUGGUGGAGUGGGCGAGACCUCUUCUGUCGCUGGCGUCCGAAGAUGGCCAAACGAUCGCCGUCGACCGCUUCCUCGACCCGCGCCUGGACCGGGACCAAGCACGCUUCUUCUCCCAGGAGCUGCGUGCCAUGGCACGCGCCGCUUCGCUGUGCCUUCGCCGAGAGCCGCAGUCGAGACCCAGCAUGUCCAAGGUGCUGAGAAUCCUGGAAGGAGACAGCAUCGUGGAUCAAGCUCUGGACGUCAGCUCCGUGGGCAGCAGAAGCGGCCGCAUCAUCCGUCCGGUUCUGCAACCAGACAUGGGCAUAUCAGGCAGCCUGUCCUACAGGUUUCCUCGAGAGGCUGUCGCCAGUGCUCUCUGCGCUGACAGAAGCUGGCCUACUGCUCUUUACGAGAGCAUGUAGAUCGAGUUACAGAGAUUGCCGCUGCCUCCGUUUCCAUCUCGAAGAGCAAACUGUGCGUGCCUUCACAAGGCAAAUGGUGUGAUGACUGCGAGAAGAACCAGCAAGGAAGAAGAUUCAGAAUAUGGCCUGCUGCUUGCCGGGUGAGGAAGCAAUCAGCUCAUCCCGUAUGUCCAGUGCUUCACUAUGUUUUGCAAAUAUUGACAAAGCUGUAUCAAAAUGAUAUUUUGUACUGCGUUGAUUCUGUGAGGAAGGAAGUGUUUAAAUCAAAGAAAAUUAGCUUGCAAAA
Musa acuminata subsp. malaccensis (wild Malaysian banana) is the source of this 3038-nucleotide messenger RNA. Its product is annotated as inactive protein kinase SELMODRAFT_444075. Gene Ontology annotation, molecular function: ATP binding; protein kinase activity. The record is from RefSeq and is a predicted model, not a curated record. Gene Ontology annotation, biological process: protein phosphorylation. NCBI's taxonomy places the organism in Eukaryota, Viridiplantae, Streptophyta, Magnoliopsida, Zingiberales, Musaceae.